AUCGAUCAGGCAACAGGGAGUUCAGGUCCACGGACCACCCGAGGGGGCCACUCGACAGAUCUGGGGGUGGGCAAAGUUGAGGCGCUGUUUUCCAACAUAGUAAUUCCAAUCUCUUCUCCUCUCAUCAGGCAAUUUUAUGCCUGGUUCACAGUCACAGACUAAACGCAGCUUUCCUGUGUUUGGCACACAGCUCCCCACAUCUGCUUUGUCAGGUCGAUAAUCCUGUCUCACGUGGUCCCAGUUCUUCUUUAUAUUUGUUUCCCAGCUGGAACCGAUGUGAGGCCAGAUUCUCAGUGCACAGCUGGAUCAGAACAGAUAAAAUGGCUUUAAAGUUUGAAGCCGUGUGUCCUGAGGGCCUGUGUCCUGGUUGGAAUGUGACACUAAAAGGUGAACCAAGCCUAGAAGCAAAAAGGUUUGAAAUCAAUUUUGUAUGUGACAGUACUGAAGAAAUAGCAUUCCAUUUUAACCCACGCUUUACUGAGUCAUCGCUGGUGUGUAAUUCCUACCUGGCCAACAAGUGGGGUGAGGAGGAACGAGUCACAUCAUGUCCGCUUGAAGUUGAGGAACCAUUCCAGGUUGAUAUUUAUUCUGAUGAGGAAUAUUUUCACGUGUUGCUUGAUGGGACUGCUGUUUGUCAGUUCAAACAUCGCAUCGAGGAACUCAAUUCCAUCACCAAGGUGCAGGUGCUGCAUGAUAUCAAUGUUUCCUCAGUAGAACUUACCAAAAAACCCUUUUGGUAAUUGUUAUGGAAAAGCCAGCAAUGAAGAGAUGUUGACAUCAAACUAAACAGAGAUGUGGAAAGCCGGACCAUGGUUACCACAGUUUUUCAUAAAAAGGAAAAACUUUAUAAUGAACUGUCAAGUCUUAAUGAAAAAUUGUGUCGAAACAAGAUCCGAUUAUAUUGAUCCAUAAGACGACAGUGACCUACUUCAAAAGAUCAAAAAACUCCAAUGGCUUAGUUGCGUUGUUCACUGAAACCUUACACUUAAAUUUACGACUUGCACUGGCAUAACUAAAAUAUUCAAACAACAAACUGGGAUGGAGAGAAAAUAGCUCUUUUAGAGGUAGAGAAAAUGAAAUACAACAAGUUAUUAGUAAAAUAAUUGAUAGAGUUUGUGAAUUUGAUUACACGUUGAUCAUUGCACAUGUUGCUAUGAGAUUUUCUUUCACAUAUUAGUUAGAAACAGUUUCUUAUCAUUAUCUUAAAUGUGAUUCUUCACAGUAUGUUGUGUAUAAUAAUCAACAUGUAUCUCAAUAAUAUAAGGGAACAUUAUUGAUUUAAUUUUAACCCAUGUAGAGAUUAAAUUCAAUCAUGAGUGUGGAACUCAC
This is a messenger RNA of Stegostoma tigrinum, 1329 nucleotides long. It is a transcript of the gene grifin, whose product is annotated as galectin-related inter-fiber protein. The transcript has 4 exons. NCBI's taxonomy places the organism in Eukaryota, Metazoa, Chordata, Chondrichthyes, Orectolobiformes, Stegostomatidae. Gene Ontology annotation, molecular function: carbohydrate binding. Bases 321 to 740 code for a protein of 139 amino acids. The record is from RefSeq and is a predicted model, not a curated record.